AUGGCGGAGGGAGCGCCGCUGCUGCGGCUGUCUGAAGGCGACGUCGACCGGGACCCCGCGGCGGCCUUGCAGAAGUUGACGGAGGCCCUAGAAGAGCAGCCAGAUAACGCGGGGUAUUACUGUCAGCGAGCUUAUGCUCACAUUCUUCUUCAGAAUUACCAUGAUGCCAUUACGGAUGCAAAGAAGUCCCUGGCGCUCGACCCCAGGAAUGCCACAGCCUUUCUCAGACAAGGGAUAGGUGAAUACCACUUGAAGAGCUAUGGUGCUGCGAUGAACACUUUCAGUGAAGGACAGAAUCUGGAUAAUGCAGGCGAGAUGUUUACUGUCUGGAUUAAAAGAUGCGAAGAAGCCCUUAACACGAACUCCCAGGCUGAAGUGCCAUCACAGCCUCCUAAGAUCAAGCACGACUGGUACCAAACAGAAUCUCACGUAAUAGUUACGAUUAUGGUCAAGAAUGCAAAGGAGGAUGGUGUAAAUAUACAGUUUUCAGAGAAGGAGCUAAACGCCUUGGUGAGGGUUUCCUCAGAGGAAGAUUACAGAUUCAAGCUUCAUCUUCUACACCCCAUAGUUCCAGAGCAAAGUACAUUCAGAGUGCUUUCGACAAAGAUUGAGAUAAAGCUGAAGAAGCCGGAGGCUCUGCGAUGGGAGAAACUGGAGGGAAGCGGAGGUUCUCCAAAGCUAAAACAUUUCCCCCCAGAUUCCAUGGUCUAUCCGUCAUCCUCCCAUUAUACGAAAAAUUGGGACAAACUGGUGGGUGAGAUCAAAGAAGAGGAGAAGAACGAGAAGCUGGAGGGCGACGCGGCUUUAAACAAACUUUUCCAGCAGAUCUACUCCGACGGUACCGAUGAAGUCAGGCGCGCCAUGAAUAAAUCUUUUAUGGAGUCAGGUGGGACCGUUUUGAGCACAAACUGGUCAGAUGUGGGCAAGAGGAAAGUGGAGGUCAACCCACCGGAGGACAUGGAGUGGAAGAAAUUCUGACCUGCUCCUGUGCCA
Molecule: messenger RNA, 993 nt
Organism: Euleptes europaea (tarantolino)
Lineage: Eukaryota; Metazoa; Chordata; Lepidosauria; Squamata; Sphaerodactylidae
Gene: SUGT1
Product: SGT1 homolog, MIS12 kinetochore complex assembly cochaperone
Exons: 13
Coding region: 1-978 (325 amino acids)
Biological process (GO): protein stabilization
Molecular function (GO): protein-folding chaperone binding
Source: RefSeq, a predicted model, not a curated record